Molecule: messenger RNA, 1386 nt
Organism: Eruca vesicaria subsp. sativa (arugula)
Lineage: Eukaryota; Viridiplantae; Streptophyta; Magnoliopsida; Brassicales; Brassicaceae
Source: the annotation of a GenBank genome assembly
AUGGCUGUCUUAAUCCUCUCUGUCCUAAUCCUCUCAUGCUUCUCAGCAAUCCCAUUCACACAUGCAGAUUCUGGGAUGAUCGGAGUGAACUACGGCCGGAUAGCUAACAACCUCCCACCACCGGAGAAAGUGGUUAACCUUCUAAAAUCCCAAGGAAUCAACCGCGUCAAGCUCUUCGACACCGACAAAACCGUCCUCACCGCGCUCGCGAACUCCGGCAUCAAAGUCGUCGUCUCCCUCCCCAACGAGAAUCUCACCGCCGCCGCCGCGGAUCAGAGCUACACCGACAAAUGGGUUCAAGAAAACGUGAAGAAGUACACUCCGGCGACUGAUAUCGAAGCCAUCGCCGUGGGAAACGAAGUGUUCGUCGAUCCCAAGAACACGACGAAGUACCUCGUCGCAGCUAUGACUAACGUGCAAACCUCUCUGGCUAAGUUCAACCUCGGCGAUAUCAAGAUCUCGUCUCCGAUCGCGUUGAGCGCGCUGGCGAAUUCGUACCCGCCAUCAUCCGGUUCGUUUAAACCGGAAUUAAUCGAAACGGUUAUUAAACCGAUGUUUGAUCUGUUGCGCAAAACGUCGUCGUAUGUUAUGGUGAAUGCUUACCCGUUUUUCGCGUACGCGGCUAACGCGGAUAAGAUCCCGUUGGAUUACGCUUUGUUCAAGGAGAACGUGGGGAGUGUGGAUUCAGGUAACGGUUUGAGGUAUAACAGUCUUUUCGACGCGCAAAUCGACGCCGUUUUCGCAGCGAUGGCGGCCGUUGGAUUUAACGACGUUAAGCUCGUGGUGACGGAGACGGGAUGGCCUUCUGCUGGAGACGAGAACGAGAUAGGAGCCGGUGCCGCUAACGCGGCGGCUUAUAACGGCGGGUUGGUGAAAAGAGUGUUGACGGGUAACGGAACGCCGUUAAAACCUAACGACCCGCUUAACGUUUAUCUGUUCGCUCUGUUUAACGAGAAUCAGAAGACGGGCCCCACGUCGGAGAGGAACUACGGGCUGUUUUACCCGAACGAGAACAAAGUGUAUGACGUUCCGUUCUCUGUUGUUGAGGUGGCGCCGGUGGGGGACAGUAAAGCGAAGGUUCCGGUGAAGGCGACGACGUCGCGCGUGGGAGAGACGUGGUGCGUGGCGAACGGGAAGGUGGAGAAGGAGAAGCUUCAGGAGGCUCUGGACUACGCUUGCGGCGAAGGUGGCGCUGAUUGCCGUCCGAUUCAGAAGGGUGCCACGUGUUACGAUCCGGAGUCGUUAGAGGCGCACGCUUCGUACGCGUUCAACAGUUAUUAUCAGAAGAACGCGCGUGGUGUUGGCACGUGUGAUUUUGGUGGUGCGGCGUACGUGGUCUCGCAACCUCCUAGGUACGGGAAAUGCGACUUUCCAACAGGGCAUUGA